This is a messenger RNA of Orbicella faveolata, 981 nucleotides long. Its product is annotated as protein STPG4-like. NCBI's taxonomy places the organism in Eukaryota, Metazoa, Cnidaria, Anthozoa, Scleractinia, Merulinidae. Gene Ontology annotation, cellular component: germinal vesicle; male pronucleus; female pronucleus. Gene Ontology annotation, molecular function: histone binding; chromatin binding. The record is from RefSeq and is a predicted model, not a curated record. Gene Ontology annotation, biological process: epigenetic programing of male pronucleus.
AUGUAUGCAGAUGAUACCAGCCUGACGCUUGCCAGCACUGACAUUGAGCAUAUAAAUUAUCGCCUUAAUCAUGACCCGAGUGAUGUGUACAAAUGGCUGUCUGCUAAAGCCUGGUUCACACUCGACACACCAGUUCCUGGGACCUAUGACAUUAAAGAUUUUGUUGAGGAACUACAUGGAAAUCCUGUGAGAACUACUUAUGGUUUUAAGAAUGCAGGAAGAAAGAGAAAUGCUGACCCCUCUAGAAAAGGUGACCUUCUCAUGCCUGGAUUGUACAAACAUGGAACAUCUGUAGAUCAACUGGAUAAACAUCAAGUAACUUAUAGUUUCAAGGCUUGUGACAGAUACCACACUCCAACAGCUCUAGUAGGAUAUAUCGACAAGGAGUUUGUGAAUAGUCAAAUAAGCCCUAACACAUAUUACUCUGGCUAUAAGUAUGUGCCAAAGCUACCAUCAAAACAUCCGGCGUUCAAGUCCCAAGAGCACAGAUUUCCAACGGUCUACUUUAAGCCAAGAGAAGGUCCCCCUCCUGGACAGUACAAACUUUCAAAAGACCCCAUUUUACCAAAAGGACCAAAUGUUACAUCACCAUUCAAGUCAAGAACUCCAAGAUUUGCACAACCUCAUGUCCUGAAAACCCCUGGUCCUGGAACAUAUUGUAAAACAUAUCAGACACCUAUGCCGGACACAAUCAAGAAAAUGGCAAGAAACUAUGGGCUUUUUUUUACGUCGGGAACUUACGGAGAAUAUUAUUGAUAGAAUCUACUUUUUAUAUGUGGAGAGGAAUAUUUUGUGAGAAGCAUAAGAUGUAGUUGUAAAGUAGGAUUAUGGAGUUGACAAGCAGGAAUUACUGUCAUGUUAUAUGUCAAGUAAAAAGGUCACAAGAUACUCUUGGCACAUGCACAGCAAAAAGUUGUAAAUAGGUUUAUUUCCAUUUUAGAGAGUUUGAAUGCAAAUAAAACUUUUAAGGAACAAUCACAA